AUGUCGAGCUUCACGACGGAGCGGCACAGCUCGACGCCGCCGGCACCAACCCCCAAAGGCGGCAGCCACGACGUCAGCAGCGUCAGCACCCCGACGAUCAGCUCGCCCCGUCCGCUCCCCCACGACGGCAAAACCCCCGGGGCGGCCUCCACGCCGCCGCCGCCGCCGCCGCCGCCAGCAGUCUCCGAGCCGAUCCCCGACCCGGGCGAGGCCUGGCUCCCCGAACUCCUGAGAGACAAGUCCACGCAGGACCUGGCCGACGUCCUCGCCAGCCCGGCGCUGCUCAGCGCGCUAGCCCUCGCGCCGGCCUCCGCGCACGGCAGCACCACGACGUCCCGCGCGAACCUCGCCGCGGCCGCAGGCGCAGCUGCUGGCGACGCACGCGCUCGAGCGGCAGUGGCGCCAGCGGCAGUCCGACAUGGACCACGCGCUGGCCCCCUUCUCCCCGGCCUCGCUGUACCAGCGGCUGGCGCAGGGCGUGCAGGAGCAGGCGCUCGUGUGCCAGGCCAUGGAGGAGAGCUUCCUCGAGGGCGGCGGCGGCGCGCCGUCGGAGCGCGAGGUCGCCGACUGGAUCCGGAGGUACAGGGAGGCCAAGGUGCUGUGUUACCUGAGGCAGGAGAGGAAGGAGAGGUGGGACGAGGGGAGGGUCGGCGGGUGGCGGUGAUGCAAAGGAUAGAUGGAGAUGAUGGUGGGGGGACGACGACGACGACGGCAACUACGACAUGUUUUACAUGA
This is a messenger RNA of Metarhizium album ARSEF 1941, 735 nucleotides long. RefSeq lists its product as uncharacterized. The transcript is spliced from 2 exons. The coding region runs from base 1 to 735 and encodes 244 amino acids. Lineage: Eukaryota; Fungi; Ascomycota; Sordariomycetes; Hypocreales; Clavicipitaceae. The record is from RefSeq and is a predicted model, not a curated record.